ACGGGGACCGUGGCGAGCGGAGCCGGGCUCACCGUCACCGCCCGCGUCGUCCCGGCUCGCCCUCGUCUACCGGUCAAGAAUCCCCGGCCGAUUCGCACGGCCGCACGCGCGCCGGGCGUUGUCACAUGGCCGUCGCGAGGCUGGUGGUCGUCACCCCCGCCGUCCUCCUCGCCCGCACCGCGCGCGUCUCGCCGUCGGUGCCGCGGCUGCUGUUUUCAGGGCGCCGCGCGCUGACAGCGCCCGCGCGCGCCGUUCUGGGAGACGGGACGAAUGGCGGUGGCGGCGUGGAGGGCGCAGUGGUGGAGGACGGCGCGGGCGCCGCCCGGCGCGCGGCGCGGAAGCGGUCGGAGCGGCGGACGUACCUCGCGGCGGCGGUGAUGUCCAGCCUCGGGUUCACGUCCAUGGCCGCCGCCGCCGUCUACUACCGCUUCGCGUGGCAAGUGGAGGGUGGCGACGUUCCGGCGACGGAAAUGGUCGGCACGUUCGCGCUGUCGGUGGGCGCCGCGGUGGGGAUGGAGUUCUGGGCGCGGUGGGCGCACCGGGCGCUGUGGCACGCGUCGCUGUGGCACAUGCACGAGUCGCACCACCGCCCGCGCGACGGCCCGUUCGAGCUUAACGACGUCUUCGCCAUCGCCAACGCCGCCCCGGCCAUCUCCCUCCUCGCCUACGGCCUCCUCAACCGCGGCCUCAUCCCCGGCCUCUGCUUCGGCGCGGGGCUCGGGAUUACGCUGUUCGGGAUGGCCUACAUGUUCGUCCACGACGGCCUGGUCCACCGGCGCUUCCCCGUCGGGCCCGUCGAGAACGUGCCCUACUUCCGGCGAGUGGCCGCCGCUCACCAGAUACACCACACGGACAAGUUCGACAGCGUGCCCUACGGCCUCUUCCUCGGACCCAAGGAGCUGGAGGAGGUGGGCGGGACGGAGGAGCUGGAUAAGGAGAUCAAGAAGAGGAUCAGAAGGAAAGAGGCCAUGGACGCCAUCGGAUGAGACUGAGACUGCCCAUGCCAUGAGAGCUACUGCCCUUCUACUGUUUUCGAUUUCUUUUGUUUUGGCUUCGCCUCCUUCUUGUCUUCUGGUUUAGUUUAGCUGUCGAUGCGUAGAUACUGUAGAGUGCCGCUGUUUACUCUGUCCUUUUUUGUUUUGUUAAUAGAAGAGGAAUAAUCAAUUAGUUUAAGAGAGGCAUCAGGCAUGGAUCAACCGGGACCAGACGAUACGUGCUCAUGUUGUAUACUAGUAUAUGUGUAUAUAUCUUGCCCUAUUGGCAGGUCAACUGUGGGGUGGUUGUGGCAGUUGGUGUGAGAUUCCUGACAGUUAAUACGGUUGGGAAGAGAAAGGUUUCAAUGA
Molecule: messenger RNA, 1343 nt
Organism: Oryza brachyantha (malo sina)
Lineage: Eukaryota; Viridiplantae; Streptophyta; Magnoliopsida; Poales; Poaceae
Product: beta-carotene 3-hydroxylase, chloroplastic-like
Exons: 6
Coding region: 126-986 (286 amino acids)
Biological process (GO): carotene metabolic process; xanthophyll biosynthetic process
Cellular component (GO): chloroplast
Molecular function (GO): beta-carotene 3-hydroxylase activity; iron ion binding
Source: RefSeq, a predicted model, not a curated record